Messenger RNA from Urocitellus parryii (Arctic ground squirrel), 1199 nucleotides. RefSeq names its product cell division cycle associated 8 (gene Cdca8). Gene Ontology annotation, biological process: mitotic sister chromatid segregation. Gene Ontology annotation, cellular component: chromosome passenger complex; spindle midzone; chromosome, centromeric region. Lineage: Eukaryota; Metazoa; Chordata; Mammalia; Rodentia; Sciuridae. The record is from RefSeq and is a predicted model, not a curated record.
CCCUUGUGGCUCGGUCCCCCUCUCCCGCAGCCUCCACCGAAGCGCCAUGGCUCCCAGGAAGCGUGGCAGUCGGAUGAACAAGACCAACUCGUUGCGGAGCCAAAAGCUCGCCUCCUUUCUUAAGGACUUCGACCGUGAAGUGCAAGUACGAAUCAAGCAAAUUGAGUCAGACAGGCAGAACCUUCUCAAGGAGGUGGAUAACCUGUACAACAUCGAGAUCCUACGGCUCCCCAAGGCUCUGCGCGAGAUGAACUGGCUUGACUACUUCGCCCUUGGAGGAAACAAACAGGCCCUGGAAGAGGCAGCAACAGCUGAUGUGGAUAUCACAGAAAUAAACAAACUCACUGCAGAAGCUAUCCAGACUCCCCUGAAACCUUCCAAAACACGAAAGGUAAUACAAGUGGAUGAAAUGAUAAUGGAAGAAGAAGAGGAGGAGGAAAAUAAACAUAAGAAUCUUCAAACUUCAAGAGUCAAAAGGUGUCCUCCAUCUAAGAAGAGAACCCAGUCCGUACAAGGAAAAGGCAAAAGCAAAAGAUCAAGCCACAACAGCACUGUGACCCCAGCUGUAAGCAGAUUAGAGUUGUCUAUGGCGAAACCAACUCCAUGCCCGACGCCCAGGUUUGACUCCAGGGUCUUCAAGACCCCAGGCCUGCGCACGCCAACAGCCAGAGAGCAGAUUUACAGCAUCUCUGCCAAUGGCAGCCCUCUUGCUGAUGGCAAAGAGAUCUCCCUGACUGUGCCAGUGGGCGGCGGAGCGAGUAUGCGGUUAUUGGCCAGUGACUUGCAGAGGAUUGAUAUCACACAGCUGCAUCCAGAGGCUUUAGGGGACAUUAAGAAGCUCUCGAGUCAUCUCGCCCAAAUCUGCAGCAGAAUACGAUCCCACAAGUGAGGAAGCAGGACUGCAUAGGCUGUAGCAGUGACAUUGGCAGCAGAAGGUGCACAUCUCCCUCCUGUUACCCACCAUCUCCUCCUCUGUCGAUGCGGGGUACUAGGUGGGGCCUUGGAAUCUUUUACCUGCUGUGCCUAAUAGUCCUUGUCAAGCUGAUGUGUGGAGCAGAGUUUUGUGCUUAUCAAAGACCAAAAACUGGUUUGGAGGCAGCUUCCAUGUCUUGUAUUUCUACCUCUCUAGUUAGUGGGGAUUUGGAGAAGGGAAUUACAGGGCUUAGAGUAGUCUAGGAGUUUAAGUGACUGGCUGCAGA